UUUAGUCUUGUUGUUCAUGGGUGCAUUAUGUGGAGAUAUUGUACUGUUGGUGCUUUGGUGAAUGUGAUCUUGAUUUUCUCCAAUCUGACUUGACUGAUGUUCAUUGUAGGCACUAAAUUGCAUAAUUGAUUGUUAAUAAGCUAUAAAAAUGGUCAAGAAGACAAUAAUCGUGGCACUGGCGCUGCUGCUGUUGGCAUCGGUUGCCACUUUUGUGGGCGUCUACUUCGGUUUGGGGAGCAGGAAGCACCCUAGUGAUCAAGUAUACUUGAAGGCGGCUGUGGCAGCAGAUGCUGGGCCGUGUUCGGAGGUCGGCAGAGACAUACUGAUGAAAGGGGGAUCUGCAGUAGAUGCCGCUAUAGCUGCUUUACUGUGUGGUGGACUCAUGAAUGCUCACAGUAUGGGCAUUGGAGGAGGACUUUUCUUCACCAUAUACAAUGCAACAACUGGUAACGUUGAGACCAUUGAUGCCAGGGAGACCGCACCACGUAAUGCCACAGAGAACAUGUUUGGGAACAGUACAGACUUAUCCCGGAACGGAGGUUUGUCUAUUGCUGUACCAGGGGAGAUUCGAGGUUAUGAGAUGGCAUACAAACGACAUGGUAAACUGCCUUGGAAAGACUUGUUCCAGCCAAGCAUUCAUCUUGCAGAAAAAGGUUUUCCUUUGGGCAGGGCACUUGCCUCUGCUGUGUCCAGACACAGAAAAACCAUCCUCAACGACACAACCCUGUGUGAAGUGUUUUGUGGGACAAAUGGUGAUGUCCUAAAAGAAAAUGAAAUCGUUAAAUUUACCAAGCUUGCAGAAACCUACAGGAAAAUAGCUGAAGAGGGUCCUGAUGCUUUCUAUGAGGGACAACUGGCUCAGAAGCUUGUGACAGAUAUUCAGGCAGCAGGCGGUAUCAUCACAAUGGAGGAUCUGAAGGAUUAUGUGCCUGUCUUGGAUGAGAACCCUUUAAGGGUGAAUGUGGGGGAGUACACCAUGGCUGUUCCCAAUGCCCCCGCUAGCGGCCCUGUGCUCUCACUGAUAUUAAACAUCUUGAAUGGGUACAACUUCAGCUCAGAUAGUGUGGCAAGCAAUGAGAAAAAGAUCCUAACCUACCAUCGCAUCGUGGAGGCCUUUCGUUUCGCUUAUGCGAAGAGGACCUUACUUGGAGAUCCAAGGUUUCUCAGCAUCUCAGAUCUCAUCCAUAAUAUGACUUCAAGAUCCUACGCCAAUGAACUCCGUGGAAAGAUUACAGAUGACACCACGCAUCACAUGAGCUACUAUGAGCCAGACUUUUACCUGCCUGAAAACCACGGAACCGCACAUAUCUCUGUAAUAGCAGAAGACGGAAGCGCUGUGGCAGCCACCAGCACCAUCAACCAAUAUCUGGGCUCCAAAGUCAUGUCAAGAUCAACUGGGAUACUUCUCAACAAUGAGAUGGAUGACUUCAGCUCCCCGCUCAUCACAAACGGCUUUGGAGUGCCUCCUUCACCGAACAACUUCAUCAGGCCAGGAAAAAGGCCAAUGUCUUCUAUGUGUCCAACCAUCCUCUUCAAUAAAAACAACAAAGUUAAGAUGGUGGUCGGAGGCUCAGGAGGAACGAAAAUCACUACUUCUAUCGCUCAGGUAAUUCUGAAUGCACUGUUCUUCAACUACAAUCUGAGUAAAGCCGUCAUGGAUCCAAGGCUCCACAACCAGCUGAGUCCCAACAUGACUGUAGCCGAGCCUGACUUUGACAAAAACGUUCUGGAUGGUUUGGCAUUGAAGAACCACGAGACAGAAUUUCUCAAGUCAACAGGAGCCGUGGUGCAGGCGGUGGUUCAUUAUGAUGACGGACUCCACGCUCAGUCAGAUCCUCGCAAGUGGGCGUACGCUGCAGGGUACUGAGGUCAUAAACACACCUCCCAUUAUUCAGAGAGACUGUAGCUGUGUGAACCUUGACUGCGAUGGUAGCUGAGAGAUUAGAGACUUAAUAAAAAACCAGGAACCAGCGUCAGCUGUCUUGGGCACCAGUUGUUCUCUCGUUAAGGUAGAAUAAUGUUUAUGUACUUCAUAACAAGUAACUGAGAUAACAGGACAUGGACGUACAGAUUGUUAUGACCUUGACAGCAAAGUGCCUCAGCCUGAAACUGAUUCUGAAUA
Toxotes jaculatrix (banded archerfish) is the source of this 2122-nucleotide messenger RNA. RefSeq names its product gamma-glutamyltransferase 1b (gene ggt1b). The transcript has 13 exons. Gene Ontology annotation, molecular function: glutathione gamma-glutamate hydrolase. Gene Ontology annotation, biological process: regulation of immune system process; peptide modification; glutathione catabolic process. NCBI's taxonomy places the organism in Eukaryota, Metazoa, Chordata, Actinopteri, Toxotidae. The record is from RefSeq and is a predicted model, not a curated record. Gene Ontology annotation, cellular component: plasma membrane. Bases 149 to 1867 code for a protein of 572 amino acids.